GUGGCGAGGACGGGGACCGGUCCGUGAGCUCCGCCCUCAUCAUGGCCACGCUUGCCCACGCUGCAAUGGACACGCCCAAGAGCUACCCGGCAACCGAUUUCCUUUUCUACUGCCAGAACAUCUGCGAUUUGAUGAGCAUCCCACUCAAGCAAGAUUUG
Symbiodinium pilosum is the source of this 158-nucleotide messenger RNA. NCBI's taxonomy places the organism in Eukaryota, Dinophyceae, Suessiales, Symbiodiniaceae. The record is from the annotation of a GenBank genome assembly.